AGACAGCGUGUGGACGCCGGAGAACCGCGUAAUUCAUACUCUUCGAUCCCGAACUUUAGUUCGCGACCGGCUUUUCUCGGUAGUGGUAAUAAUAUAUACGGCGCCAUUUUUACCCAACAGCAACAGUUCGGUCUUUUCGGACCGGGGUUCGCGCCCGCAAAAAUGUUAAACGAGCUUUUGGGCCGACAAAAGCAAGAAAACGCGGAUGGCGAAGACGUGAAAUUCGACAACGUGAUAAGGUGUGAUAACAGUCCUCCCAGUGGAGAGCAACUUGCUCAUCAUAUGUUGCGAGAUAUUCUUCAAGGCAGGAAACACGAGCUUUUAGCAUUAGAACAGGACAUGCGCAAUGGACAAGAUCACAUUAUAAACAACAAUAACAACGAACCAAAGACAAGUCCAGAAAGAAACGAUGUUGAUGCAUCCAUGAAAGAGUGCCUAUCAGAAUCCGGAGUGGGUGAACGACAACAAGUGGAAUUGAUGGAGGAGGCUCUAAAUGGUAUGGAAACAGAAUCACUUCCAUCACCUAAAGUGGAACCGUCAAGUCCUGCUAAACCGGAGGACGCGAAAAAAGCACGAGUAGAAAAUAUUGUGACAGGUAUGAGAUCCAGUCCAGCACCACCACAAGUAAACGGAUGUAAAAAACGAAAAUUGUAUCAGCCACAACAACACGACAGUAAUGCAGACAGAUAUGUAGACGACGACGAAGAAGAAAUAGAACCUAUUAGACAAAAGCGUGUAGAAAAGAAUAUACUUAAAUCUCAACUACGAUCAAUGCAAGAACAAUUAGCCGAAAUGCAACAAAAGUAUAUGGCUUUGUGUAAUCGAGUGGAACAAGGCUCAGAAGAAAGUCAAGAAAUUGAAGAAAUACCAAGUGAUAGUGAACAAAGUAAACGUUCGGCCCCUCCUUCACCAGUGACGACGAGUACACCUACACCUGUUCAACAACCUACACUAGCACAAGAGGUGAGCAAAAUGAAAAUUAGCCCUCCAGGUCCUCAAUUUCAUAAUGGUUUUUUACAUAAUCCUCAUCAGCACAUGAGUAAUGCUGCGGCAAUGUAUUUAGGUGUAAGUCACAAACUUUUUAUGGAACAAGAAGCUAGAUUAGCCAAAGAAAGAGAAGCAAACGCCGUAAAUAGUGAAUCACAGCAAAUACAAUCAACACAACAUCAACAUCAUCAGCAGCAGCAUCACCCACCUCCAAAACCCGACCAUAUCGCAGACCGACUGAAUAUGAUAAGAAAUUUAAAUCCUAACGGCACAGAUCUGGAGGGAUUAGCGGAUGCCCUCAAAACUGAAAUAACAUCAUCGUUAUCAAACCUUAUAGACUCAAUAUUACACCGAUUCGUCCACCAAAAAAGAUGUAAGCAACAAGAUGCAGCGACAGCAGCAGAACAAUUAAACAAAGAUCUAAUGAUGGCCUCGCAACUACUGGACCGAAAAUCUCCCAGGACCAAGGUAGCAGAGCGACCGCAAGCUCCACCGCCACCACCGAAUCAUCAAAAUCAAAUGGUAAAUGGCAAUGCGGGUUGUCCACCUAUGAUGCCCGUUCAUAAUAUUAAUAAUAUGCAAAAACCUUCAGAUCUUCAUAUACGACCUCCGAUGUUUCAGCCUCCCAAACCACCAGGUAUCAGCGCACCCCUAUACGGAAUGAACCAUCCAUUUUGUGUCAACAAACAGCCAGAAACCCCAGAGCAGAACGAAGCACUUAGUCUCGUGGUUGCUCCAAAGAAAAAACGCCACAAAGUAACAGACACCAGGAUAACGCCUAGGACGGUGAGCAGAAUCUUGGGCCAAGAUGGAAUGGGUAUGUCUCCCGCCGCUAUGGAACCAAACAAUUGUUCUUCUCCAAGGCCGCCCCCAUAUCACCAGCCGCCGCCGAUGUUGCCCGUCUCCCUUCCGACGUCGGUGGCGAUACCCAACCCCGGUCUCCACGAAUCUCAGGUUUUCUCGCCCUACAGCCCCUUCUUCCAUGGACCAAGUCAUGGCCACCACAUGGCAAUGCAGGCUUCCUCCUCCCCGCCCCGAAUGCACAAAAUCGAACGAGAAUCACCACCCAUACAUCACCCACCCACCCUUCUUCAUCCAGCAUUACUGGCAGCGGCCCAACACGGGGCAUCCCCGGACUACGGCCACAUGCGAGCGCCAUCUGGAGGCAUGAAUAUGGACAACGGUGAUAGAAACUCAGACUGCAACUCAGGGGACAUAUCUUAUGACGGAAUGCAACCUACUAUAUCCUUUUUAUGCAAAGAUUUUAGUAAAAAUCUUAGUGCACAUCAUCCCGGUAUUUCCUUAACUCCUGAGCACUCGUCAACAUUAACUCCGAUGCAUCUCAGGAAAGCGAAAUUGAUGUUCUUCUGGGUGAGGUAUCCAAGUUCAGCGGUCCUCAAAAUGUACUUCCCCGACAUCAAAUUCAAUAAAAACAACACUGCCCAGUUGGUGAAGUGGUUUUCCAAUUUCAGAGAGUUCUACUACAUUCAAAUGGAAAAGUACGCAAGGCAAGCUGUUUCCGAGGGAGUGAAAAAUGCGGAUGAUCUCCAUGUUGGCGGUGAUUCCGAAUUGUACAGGGUGCUCAACUUGCACUACAAUAGAAAUAAUCACAUCGAGGUUCCUUCAAACUUCAGGUUCGUAGUUGAACAAACCCUUCGGGAGUUCUUCAAGGCGAUCCAAGAAGGCCGUGAUGCUGAGCAAUCCUGGAAAAAAUCCAUCUACAAGAUCAUCUCGAGGCUAGAUGAUCCUGUGCCGGAGUAUUUCAAAUCUCCCAAUUUCUUGGAACAACUUGAGUGACGGGUUAGUGAUAUCCGAUCAAAAGGAGUACCUCAAGGUACUGCCUGUUAGCGGUUCUCGUCCGACAGGCCCCAACACCAAAGAGAAUCGGUGACGUAUCUCACAAACUGUCAACAGUUUUUGUUGUUUUUAUUGGUUUUGAAGACGUCGACGUUCAGAAGAACCUUGCCAUCUUUGAAAAUGUUCGGACAUUUGUUGAAUAGUUGUGUUAAGUUGGCAGAAAGACUUAAUAAUUAUAUGCCUCUGGCUUUGCGUUCGUUCAUUGCGAACAGUGAAUACAAUUCUACAGUGAUUUACCUGAAUAUUUACCGGAUAAUAAUUAUACAAAGUCAAGUCCUAAGUUUCUACAAACCAGCAGUUAGCAAAGUUCAAAAUCUGCACUCUUUUUUAUUUGAUUUUGGGCAAGGCCACACUAAACCAACACAAAUAACCCUCCUGAUGUUUAGGGAAUUUUAACAAAGUUGCAAAUUACUUUUUACCAAAGAGCAAAGUUAGAAUUUUUUCUAUUAACAAAAACCAUUAUUAAACAACUUAUAAAAUACCAUAGAACCAAAGAAUAGAAGCUUUUAUUUUUUACCUCAUAUAUAUUUGUAUGUACUAUUGUUUACAUAAAAUGUGAUCGACAUAAAUACACAUAAACAACGAAAGCAUUUUUAAAACUGAAAAUCACUAGUUUCACAACAAUAGAAAGCAGUUAAAAAUCUUAACUUCGCUUUUUACAACGAUGUAACUAUUUUCUAAACAUUGGAAGCAUUGUCCAAAACAUACCUAAUGUCAGUAUUGAUUUAGUAUGGCGUGGCCCAUAGGGCAUGUUCUUGUUUACUGCCACUGUAAACUGCUGUGUAUACCUGUUUGUAUAUAGAUCUAAAUGUACAUAGUAUUUAUCACUUAUUUUUAUUUAUAUUAUUGACAUUCCUAACCAAAGUUUUAUUUUUGCUAGUCGUCUUAGUUUUAUAUUUUUUUAUGUUGGUACCGCACACCGAGAGCUUUGUACAAUUUUUCACAUAUAUAUUUAUCUCUCGCUGUGCUGUACCAUAUUUUAUUAUUUUUUAGUACAUCACAUCUUGUUUUUUGUAUUAAAUACAGACGGGUGUGAUGUACUUUCAAUUAUUAGGUAGAUAUGCCUAUUUUAAUCAAAUCUUGCAUCUUCAAAUUUUCCAAUUACAUUUUUUAUAUUCACUUUUUAAAAUAUCUAUAUUAGCUACAUUUAACAACUAUGGUGGGACGUCAACCAGUAGGAAGACCAAGGAAAAGGUGAAUGGAGAAAGUGAGAACCGAUGCUAAAAACAUAUUGAAGGACAUUAUCAGAGGAAAGAAUUGGUAGAGCCCAGGGCCCGAUUUCGGCCUAAUGCCAUUGUAGAGAUGUAGCUAACAUAACACUGACGUUUUAGAAGACAAUAAAUGAAAUAUAAUUAACUCAAAGCAGUUCAAUAAUUUUUAUUAUAUUCAAUGUUAAAACAAUACGAAAAAUUACCCAUAGAUUUAAUUUACUGGAUUCAACUGUUUAAUUUUAUUUUAUACUUAGAUAUAUCUUGAAGAUGCAACAUUUGAAACAACUCUUCCCAUUUUCCCAAAUUAAUUUCUGUCUUUUGUUGUAUUAUUUCAGUUUAGACUAGUUGCUAUAUUGUUUUUUUUUUAUUUGUAGCAUAUUUACCUAAUAAUUAUUUUAUUUUAAGAACACAUGCACGAAUAUUAGUGUAGUUAUACACGAUCUCCAAACACUGUGUGAGGCAACUAGUCAUGUAUUAAGUAAAAUAUAUUUAGUUUCAAA
Molecule: messenger RNA, 4555 nt
Organism: Diabrotica balteata
Lineage: Eukaryota; Metazoa; Arthropoda; Insecta; Coleoptera; Chrysomelidae
Source: the annotation of a GenBank genome assembly